Molecule: messenger RNA, 744 nt
Organism: Effrenium voratum
Lineage: Eukaryota; Dinophyceae; Suessiales; Symbiodiniaceae
Source: the annotation of a GenBank genome assembly
AUGACCGAGGAUGCCGGGGUCAUCGACUAUUACUGGGGACCGGGAUUUUCCGUCAUCGCGCUGGUGCAUGCCGCCAUGCACGGCGUCUCGACGUCCUAUCAGUGGAUCAUUCUGGCUGCGGUCGUCAUCUGGUCGGCGCGGCUGGCCGGUCACCUCGUCCACCGCCACCACGGCGCGGUACGCGAGGACGGCCGGUAUCGCGCGAUGCGCGAAAGCGGCGGGCCGAGCUGGUGGUGGGCCAGCCUGUUCAAGGUGUUCCUGCUGCAGGCGGUGCUGUUGUGGCUGAUUGCCGCGCCGCUGCACGUGGCGUUUCGCGCCGGUGGCGCCGAAACAGUGUCCGCGGGGCUGUUCUGGGCCGGCAUGGCGGUGUUCGCGCUGGGGUUCGCCAUCGAAUGGAUCGCCGAUAUCCAACUGGCGAACGGCAAGAGGGCGCUUGGCUCGACGGCACCGGAAACCGGCAUCGUGCGGAAUGGACUCUGGGGUAUCAGCCGCCACCCCAACUAUGUCGGCGAGAUCAUCCUGUGGUGGGGUCUCGGCAUCGCCGCGUUCGCCGUGUCGGGCAGUCUCAUUGCCCUUACCGGCCCGGCGAUCCUGACGGCGGUGAUGGCCGGCGUGUCCAUGCCCCUGACCGAGCAGCACAUGCUGCGCAGCCGACCGGGCUAUGCGGCCUACAUGGAACGGGUGCCGGCACUGAUCGGCCGGCCGCGGCGCGCGCGCGGAAGGCAGAAACUGCCUGCCGAGUGA